This is a messenger RNA of Theobroma umbraticum, 1675 nucleotides long. RefSeq names its product lipid-A-disaccharide synthase B (gene LPXB). Gene Ontology annotation, molecular function: phospholipid binding; lipid-A-disaccharide synthase activity. NCBI's taxonomy places the organism in Eukaryota, Viridiplantae, Streptophyta, Magnoliopsida, Malvales, Malvaceae. Gene Ontology annotation, biological process: lipid A biosynthetic process. The record is from RefSeq and is a predicted model, not a curated record.
GUGCUGCAGCCUGCACUGCCCUUCUGCUUCCGUGGCAUGUCUUCGCAACUCUUUUCAUAAUAGAAAAACGCUUCUGAUACAGAAGAUAGCGAUGUUGUUGGCAGCGAUUCGGUGUAUGAAAAUAAAGAGUAGUAUUUGUUUGAAGAGCCCAUCGAGGAAAUAUUUAUGGGUUUCAAGCAGAUCCGUAAUUGGCAGAGCGGCCAAAGAAGAGGAGCUAAGAAUAUUCAUUGUUGCAGGAGAGGUUAGUGGAGAUACCAUUGGUUCGCGUCUUAUGGCUUCCUUAAAGAAGCUCUCUCCUGUUCCUAUCCGUUUCUCUGGUGUAGGCGGGUCCAUGAUGUCCAAGCAAGGUUUGAAAACUUUGUUUCCCAUGGACAAUAUUGCGGUAAUGGGGAUCUGGGAGUUAUUGCCACACCUCUAUAAUUUCAGAGUAAAGUUGAAGGAAACUGUGGAGGCUGCAUUCAUGUUCCAGCCUCAUGUGGUUGUGACAGUGGACUCCAAGGGAUUCUCUUUCCGUCUCCUUAAGCAGUUACGGGCUAGAUACAAUCAGCAAGGGCUAGAUGGUCCAGUACACUUUCAUUAUGUAUCACCAUCAUUCUGGGCAUGGAAAGGGGGUGCAGAAAGACUCAAAGGCCUAACUGAAUUUGUGGAUCAUGUGUUGUGUAUACUUCCGAAUGAGGAAGCAGGUUGUCAAUCAAAAGGACUGGCUGCAACCUUUGUUGGUCACCCCAUUCUGGAAGAUGUUUUAGAACUAAACAUGGGAAAGGAAACCGCAUUGCAUGAGUGGAAGAUUACAGGAAAUGGUGAAGAUUUUCGAAAAAGAUAUGCCAUACCUUCAGGAGCGACAGUCAUUACCUUGCUACCUGGAAGCAGAUUACAAGAGGUCACUAGAAUGCUUCCCAUCUUUUCAAACACAAUGAAACUUUUAAAAGACUCUUUUCCUGAGUUGGUGACAGUCAUCCAUGUGGCACCGAAUCAGCUAGUGGACAACUUCAUUACUAGAGCCAUUCAUAAGUGGCCUGUGCCUGCUAUAUUGAUUCCAGGAGGAAUCCCGCACCUGAAAUAUGAUGCAUUCAAUGCAAGCCGAGUUGCCUUAUGUACUUCAGGAACUGUUGCUAUGGAGUUGCAGCUUGCAAGGUUACCUUGUUUAGUUACGUAUCGAGCCCAUUUCCUUACUGAAUGGGUGAUUCGGUACAAAGCAAAGAAACCAUACGUCUCACUUCCCAAUAUCCUUCUGGAUUCACCUGUUAUUCCUGAAGCUCUAUUUCAAGCAUGUACGCCCACAAAACUAGCAUCCUUGCUCAAGGAAUUAAUGAACAAUAUAGUACUCCAACAGCAACAAGUUGUGGCUGCUGAGAAGGUCAUGGAACUUAUAUGCCCUUCAAACAGAACCGUAAAUAACUUGCAACAGCAGGGAAUGAGGUGGAGACCUCCCAUUUAUACUCCAAGUAUGAUUGCAGCAUCCACCAUUCUUAGCUAUGCGCAGAGAUGACAGCUAGCACAACAAACGUCAUACGUUCAAAUAUUGCUAAUUGUUUGAAAUUGUAAUGAGAAUCAAUGAACUUGCAUCAUCCAACUGCACAAUUUGUUUGUCUUGGUAUUUUGCUGUGGCUGAAACUUUACCAUACAGUGGAUUAGUGAAGUAAAUACAAUUAUGGCAAAUUUAGGCCAUACGCAA